Messenger RNA from Yamadazyma tenuis ATCC 10573, 1038 nucleotides. RefSeq lists its product as uncharacterized. The record is from RefSeq and is a predicted model, not a curated record. Gene Ontology annotation, molecular function: L-serine ammonia-lyase activity; threonine deaminase activity; pyridoxal phosphate binding. Gene Ontology annotation, biological process: L-threonine catabolic process; L-serine catabolic process. NCBI's taxonomy places the organism in Eukaryota, Fungi, Ascomycota, Pichiomycetes, Serinales, Debaryomycetaceae.
AUGUCAUUAAAUCAAACAAAACAUGCGCAGGUGCCAUUUGUGAAAACCUCAUUGGUAGACGUCACCAAAAGGUUGCCUUUCAAGCCCCCUUGUAAGAUCUUUUUUAAGAAUGAAUAUGAACAGCCAUCCGGAAGUUUCAAACUAAGGGGAAUUAGCCAUUUGAUAGGCACAAAGGUUGAGGAGAUUCGUGCUAAAUCUUUGGGUACAAAAAUCCACGUGUUUGUGUCCAGUGGUGGAAAUGCUGGUCUUGCGGCAGCAUACCUGGCACAAUUCUAUGGAAUAGAGUGUACAGUGUGUGUCCCUAGUCAUACUAAACAAGUUAUUAUAAGCAAGCUUGAGACAUAUAAUGCCCACGUUCUCAUCUUUGGCAAUUCUAUUAAUGAAGCGGAUGGGUACUUACGUUCUCAGAUGAUUCUUCUAAAUGACUCAAUCGAGAAGAUAUACUGUCAUCCGUUUGAACAUGAGUUAAUAUGGGAAGGACAUUCAAGUCUUGUGGACGAAAUAUGUGCCUCCAAUUUACCUCAAGAUAAGCUCAAGGGUAUUGUUUGUUCCAUUGGAGGUGGAGGCUUGUACAAUGGGAUAUUAAUGGGAUUAAAGGCUAAUAAGGUGAAAGCCGAUGUUCUUCUCGUUGAGACUACUCAAGCACCCACUUUUGCGGAAACUAUAAAGAAAAAGAAGAUAUUUACUCUAGAUUCAGUGAAGUCGUUGGCUACGUCUUUGGCAUGCUCUUAUUUAUCCAAGCAGAGUCUCGAUAACUAUUUGCAUCAGGAUGACAAUAACAGGACUAAAUUCCAAUCAAUAGACGAUAUCGAUGCUGCCCGUGCAGUUCUUGACUAUCACGAUGUAUUCCAUCAUCUUAUAGAGCCAGCCUGUGGAGCAGCAGUCUGUGUAUGUUUAAGCAGAAUGGAUUUGCUAUUCAAGAAUUUCCCAGACCUCCAUGAGGACGAUAUCAUAGUGGUAGUCGUUUGUGGUGGUUCUUGCACUGAUAAAGACGGGUUGGAAGAGUUGAAACAGAUAGUCAACAGAAGUAAGUUGUAG